Molecule: messenger RNA, 429 nt
Organism: Suillus fuscotomentosus
Lineage: Eukaryota; Fungi; Basidiomycota; Agaricomycetes; Boletales; Suillaceae
Exons: 3
Coding region: 1-429 (142 amino acids)
Source: RefSeq, a predicted model, not a curated record
AUGGCCCGACGAUCCAAGAAAUCAGCAGGACCACCUAUUGGUGACAUAGAGUGGACCACACCACUCACUUGGUUGCUCCUUGCUCAGGCCGAGAAAGCAGAGAAUAGGAAGAUGCUACUUGGGGAAAAAAAGGACGAAAAUACAUUGAAGGAUACAAAGAUUGCAGUCUUCAAGUGCAUUGGAUCUGUUAUCCUUGCGGACCUGUAUGCCAUCAACCCUGACGCAGUUGGGGACCGCGUGAAGAAACGGUUCGACUACCUUGUCAAUCGUUACAAGCAUCAUGCACGCCGGCUCAGAACUACAGGCGAGGGCCUCCAAGAUGACAAUUUGGGAGAUGAACCUGACGAGGAGCAUUUCAAUCACUAUGUCCCUACUUCUGGCCCAGAUGACUCGACUCCGACGCACAUCAAGAGCAUAUGGGGUGAGUAA